Molecule: messenger RNA, 2516 nt
Organism: Cuscuta epithymum
Lineage: Eukaryota; Viridiplantae; Streptophyta; Magnoliopsida; Solanales; Convolvulaceae
Source: the annotation of a GenBank genome assembly
AUUUGGAUUAAGCGAAGAUAACUAAUGACAAUUCUGGACCAGAACCAGAUCGAAACCCAACCCAUUAAGAGGCCCAACCCUCACGCCACCUUGCAUUUCCACCCUUCAGGUCAUUCUCCACUCACUGACUUCAGAUCAGUGCAUUAGCUGAGGGGAAUCCCUGUUAGAAACUGGAAAGAAACCAGUACAGCGUCUUCAUUCUUAAAGAAGAUGAGUAGCUCAGACGAAGAAUCAGACUUAAGUGAAUCUGAGAUCAAUGACUACAAGGAGAAACCUUAUGAAGAACUGAGGUCAGGUAAAUUUAAAGUAAAAGGUCCAAAUGGGUGCCUUCGAUGUCCGUUUUGCGCGGGGAAGAAGAAACAAGAUUACAAGUACAAGGAUCUUCUUCAGCAUGCUACAGGAGUCGGCAAAGGUUCUGCAAACAGAAGGUUAAUACAGAAAGCAAACCACUUGGCACUGGCGCAGUACUUGGAGACAGAUCUAGCAGAUGAGGCUGAGCCACUACCAGAACGAGCAGUUCAACCGGUCCAUGUCGCUUCUGAACAGAAUAACCUGUACUGCUGGCCUUGGAUAGGCAUUGUUGUGAAUGUAUUGGAAAAAGUAACUGAGAAUGCAGUAGAGGAGGAAGAGUUUUGGUUAAAGAGGUUUUCAAAAUAUGGGGCUCAGGAGGUGAAGAUCUUCUGUGAUGAUAAGUCGCGCACUUCCGAACUUGCUAUCAAAUUCAAAAGAGAUUGGACCGGUUAUAAGAAUGCAUUGGAGUUUGAGAUGGCAUUUGUGGCUGACUGCUGCAGUAAGAGAGACUGGAAUGCUCAAAGGUCCUCACCCGGAUCAAAUAUAUACGGUUGGUUUGCAAGAGAGGAUGAUUACCAUUCAGAUGGGGCAAUCGGUUAUUACCUCCGCGAGAUAGGGCAGUUGAAAACCAUCACUGAUCUUGAACAAGAAGAAAAGAUGGACAAGAUCAAAGUUGUUGCUGAUCUAGCAAGUGAGAUUGACUUGAAGAAUAAAAACCUUGAUGAACUGCAGACAAGGUUCAAUGAGAAGACCUUGUCCCUGAGUAGAAUGCUUGAGGAAAAGGACAUACUUCACCGUGCUUUUUGUGAAGAGUCUAGGAAGAUGCAGCGUCUUGCACGGGAGCAUGUCCAAAGGGUCUUACAUGAACAAGAAAGUCUGAAUACGGAAUUGGAGAACAAGAAGAAGCAGCUUGAUUCUUGGAGCAGAGAACUGAACAAGCGUGAAGUCUUGACUGAGCGUGAAAAGCAAAAACUUGAAGAGGAGAAGCAAAAGAAUGAUGCAAGAAACAGUUCACUUGAAAUGGCCUCCGAGGAGCAGAAAAAGGCUGAUGAAAAUGUGUUGAGGCUUGUUGAAGAGCACAAGAGGGAGAAGGAUGAGGCCCUGCAAAAGAUACUCAAGCUGGAGAAGGAUAUUGAUGCCAAGCAGAAACUUGAAAUGGAAAUAGAAGACCUGAAUGGAAAACUGGAGGUGAUGAAGCAUAUGGGUGGGGAGGAUGAUGCGGCAGUGCAGGCAAAAAUUAAGGAGAUGAAUGAGCAGUUAGAAUCCAAAAGGGAGGAGAUGCAAGACUUGGAUGAAAUGAACAGUGCUCUGCUGAAGAGGGAACGCCAGAGUAACGAUGAGCUGCAAGAAGCCCGCAAAGCACUGCUGCAGGCUGAUAUGCUGAGUCUACGUCAUUCUCAUAUUGGGAUAAAACGAAUGGGGGAAAUCGACUCCAAAGUCUUCCAAAACGUCUGCAAGCAAAGGUUCUCUAGUGAGGAAGCAGAUGUGAAGGCCCUUGAACUUUGCUCUCUAUGGCAGGAGAAAGUGAAAGACUCCAACUGGCAUCCGUUCAUCAUGAUCCAAAAAGAUGAAGACAACUAUGAGGAAAAGCUAAAUGGGGAAGACAAAGAGCUGUGCGAUCUGAAGGAGCAGUGGGGUGAAGAAAUUUAUAGGGCGGUCACCAAAGCCCUGGAAGAGGUGAAUGAAUACAACCCCAGCGGAAGGUACGUGGUCCCUGAGCUGUGGAACUUCAAAGAAGAAAGAAAGGCCACCUUGAAGGAAGUUAUUGCAUUCAUCUUCAAACAGCUCAAGACUGGGAAGCGGAAGAGGGCUUGAAUAGCCAGUGGAUGGGAGGGCUUAGUGCACCCCCAUAUAUGAAUACAUUAUAUGAAUAAUCUUUAUGUACUUGAUGUUUAAAUCCUUAUCAAGAUUUCAGUUUCGGUAAAUAUCAAGAUUGUGAGUCAAUAGGCAUGACGUUUCACGAGCAAAGAAAGAGCUGAUUGAGUAUGAGAUGUCGUUUAAAAUGAGGUGGCAUGUUCACGCGUACAAUUAGGGAUUUAGCCAUUUACGGCCUGUUUAGAUGGAGUGUUGAGAAGUGUUAGUAACGGAAGUGUUAGUAAGUGUUGGCAAUGGCCCGGAAGGGAAAGUAAGUGUAAGUGUUAGACAUAAACUUACCUUGUUUGGGAGAGUUAAAAAAUGAAGUGUUAAUAACGGAAGUGUUUUAAGUAAAAUUGACCAUAAUGUCC